AUGGAGGUUGUUACCGAUGUCAUUCCCGGCGACAUUGUUGCUGUUAACGUCGACCACUCUCGCCGUGAGGGUCUCGUCGUUGGUCACCACUACGAUGCCUUGGGUCGUCACAUCGUUGAAGUCCAAUUAGAUGGCUACCCUAACUACUACCAUGCUUGGAUGCCAACAGUAACUCGUAUUCGCCGAACGACGACUUAUCAGCCAGCGCGUUAUCGUGCUGUUGAGCGACACGUCUACUACUAG
Molecule: messenger RNA, 243 nt
Organism: Rhizoctonia solani
Lineage: Eukaryota; Fungi; Basidiomycota; Agaricomycetes; Cantharellales; Ceratobasidiaceae
Exons: 4
Coding region: 1-243 (80 amino acids)
Source: RefSeq, a predicted model, not a curated record